AGAUAAUCAAAAUCAUUAAUUAUCAUUAAAAAUUGAUGCUUAAAAAAACAAAACAAAGCAUGAGUCAAAAAUUAAAGUGGAAAAAUCUAGAAAAGCCGCUUUCCAAGCCUAUCCUAAGGAUUAUUCAGGAUGUAUUUAAAUUCGAGAAGAUGACACCAGUGCAGUUUGCAACGAUUCCUCAAUUAAUGUCUCAUAAAGAUGUAGUCUGUGAAGCUGUUACUGGAUCAGGCAAAACGCUUUCAUUUAUAGUCCCAAUGCUAGAAAUAUUAUUAAAACGCCACAAUGAGUAUCAAUGGAAAAAGACAGAAAUUGGAGCAAUAAUUCUGUCGCCAACAAGAGAAUUAGCAACACAAACAAGUGACGUUCUGGAAAAAUUUCUCAAUGAACCAGAAUUCAACUUUUUAUCCCAGAAACUCCUAGUUGGUGGAACUAGCGUGGAAGAAGAUGUUGAAUAUUUCAGAAAGAAUAGUGUACAUAUAUUAAUAUGCACAGUUGGACGAUUAAUGGAUUUGCUUGAAAGGAAUGAUGAUAUUAAGCUUGCUGGACGAGUAAAAAGCGUGGAAAUUCUUAUACUCGAUGAAGCUGAUCGUUUACUAGACCUUGGAUUUGAAGUUCAAAUUAAUACAAUUUUGAGCUACUUGCCAAAACAACGUCGAUCUGGACUUUUUUCAGCUACACAAACAAAGGAAUUAUUUGAUUUGAUAAGAGCUGGACUUAGAAAUCCAGUGAUUAUUAGUGUCAAAGAGAAAGCUAAUAUUAGUACACCUAAAUUACUACAGAAUUUUUAUAUGAUUGCUCCUGCCGAACAAAAGUUGAAUUAUUUGUUAAAGUUUAUUGAAUCGUUUGAUAUCCAAAAGGCAAUGCUGUUUCUUCCGACUUGUGCCUGUGUAGAAUAUUGGAGUGAAAUAUUACCACACUUACUUGACAUGCCGAUACUGUCAAUUCAUGGAAAAAUGAAAAAGAAAAGGUUAAAGAUUUUAAAUCAAUUUAGAGAACUAGACAAAGUCAUUUUAUUAUGUACAGACUUAAUGGCAAGAGGUGUAGAUGUUCCUGAAAUGGAUUGGGUUCUGCAAUUUGAUCCACCAUCAAAUUCUGCAUCGUUUGUUCAUCGAGUUGGUCGAACAGCAAGGCAAGGAUGUGAAGGAAAAGCUUUAAUUAUGUUAUUGUCAAAUGAGACUCCUUACAUCGACUUUUUAUCCAAAAAUCAAAAGAUUGAAAUGAAAGCUGCAGAAACGAAUGAGGAUUGGAAUGAUAAUUUUAAUAGAAUUAAUGGAAUCAUUCAUAAAAUACAACAAAAAGACAAGAAUAUUUUUGAUAAAGCUACUCGUGCCUUUGUGUCUCAUAUAAAAUCAUACAGUAAGCAUGAAUGCAAUUUAAUUCUAAGACUCAAGGAUCUUGAUUUGGGAAAAAUUGCAUCAAGUUAUGGACUUUUAAGACUUCCAAAAAUGCCAGAGAUGAAGGAUGAGUUUAAUAAAAGUUUUAUUGGACCCGAUAAAAUCGUUGAUAUUAACUCAUUAAAGUACAAAAAUAAACAGAAGCAAGAAGCUUAUCAAAAGAAGCAACUCAUUUAUCAAGAAACCGGUGAAUGGCCAGGGAAAAAAGUUAUAGUCAAGAAAUCAAAUGAGUCGUGGACUGAAGCAAAGCAAAAAAAAGAUAUACGUAAAGAAAAUCGUAAAAAACGGCAAGAGAUCAAAAAGAAUGUUCAUGACGCAAAGGAAAGGGGUGAAGCUGUUCCAAAAAAACGGAAGAAAAAUCAAUAUUCACAGGAAGAUCUUGAAGAAUUAGCAAAGGACAUUAGAGCAAUUAAAAAAUUCAAGAAAAAUAAAAUAAGCAAGGAGGAACUAGACAAUGAAAUGGGUUUAUCAAAUGACAGCGGCGAUUCUGAUUAAGGGCAAUUCUUUGGAUGACUUUUGGAAAAUUGUCAGCAAAAAAUCGAAACUUUAUUGAUUUUUCCCAUAAGAGACACAGAUUUUAUGAUUCUUAUCGAUGUAAAAAUCUAAAAUGAACACUACUUUUGAUAUCAUAUACUUCUAAUUCGCUGUAUUAAUUAAGUUAUUUGGAUUCAAUAACUCGAUGACAGAAAUCGGAAUUUUCAAUUUUCUAGAAAACUAUUGAUAUUUACAUUGAUUAACUUUUACUGAGUUAUAGAACAGACAAAAAUCUUUAAUUUGGUUGCUUUUUUAUGUGCUUUUAAAAAGAAAUGUUUCAAUUCUUUGAAAAAUUUCCUUGUGUCAUCGAG
Chironomus riparius is the source of this 2239-nucleotide messenger RNA. Lineage: Eukaryota; Metazoa; Arthropoda; Insecta; Diptera; Chironomidae. The record is from the annotation of a GenBank genome assembly.